AUGACAAUUGAUCCAGACCUUGAUAAACUAUUCUAUUCCUUGCUCACAAAGGAUGAUUUGUCUGGAUACGAAGAUCCGAAAAAGUUUAAGGAAUGGAUUCCCAAGAUUGAGGCAUAUCGUCAAAAGAUAGAUGAUUCAGUACCACAGGAGCUCAAAACUGAGUUGCCAAACUCGUUUGAAAAAUUGAAGGCAGAUCAAUUCAACGCUAUGAAAUACUUGUACGACCAAAAAUUGUUGUCGCUACAUGAGUUUGAGAUAACCGAUUGUCCAGGGACGUUAAUUGUUCAAAAGAUUGCUACCGGACAGUGGUCAUCUGUUGAAGUAUUUCAAGCUUUCGCCAAACGUGCCGUAUUAGCUCAUCAGUUUACUAAUUGUGCUGUUGAAUUUUUCAUUGAUGAGGGGCUAGCCAGGGCAAAGGAGUUGGAUGAAUAUUAUGCAACACAUAAUGCAACAGUGGGUCCAUUGCACGGAUUGCCCAUAUCCUUAAAAGAACAUAUAUCCCUUAAGGGUAGAAUUGGACAUUCUGGAAUUGUAUCAUUAUUGGACAAUACAGCUGACAAGGAUGCUGUGACUGCGACAAUCUUGCACAACCUAGGUGCUGUCUUUUACGUCAGAACCAAUGAACCACAUGCGUUGCUACCGUUGGAUACAGGAAAUAAUAUCACUGGCUUCACAAAAUGUCCCUUUAAUUUACUCUUAUCAAGUGGAGGAUCAUCAUCUGGAGAAGGUGCAAAUAUCGCCUAUGGUGGAAGCGUUCUUGGGGUUGGAUCCGACAUUGGUGGAUCUAUUAGAUCCCCUGCAGCUUUUUCUGGGUGUCAUGGAUUGAGACCUUCAUCUAGAAGAAUAUCUGCAAGGGGAUUGGUUGGGGAGGGAGGUGGUCAAGAGAGUGUUGUUGGAGUACUUGGACCAUUGUCAAGAACAAUUGAAGACAUCGAUUUAUUCAUGAAGCUGUACAUCAACGAGGGUAAACCAUGGCUUCUCGACCCUUGGAGUUUGCCAAUACCUUGGAGAAAUGUUCCAAACCCCAACUUAUCCAAUUUGAAAAUUGCUGUUGUAAAAGACGAUGGUGUAUGCAGAGUGACUCCUCCAAUCCGUAGAGGGUUGACUGAAGUUGUUGAGAGAUUGAAACUGGCAGGGGUCGAGAUAGUGGAGUUUGUUCCGAAGAACGGCAGAUUAGCUUAUGAUGUUGCUACACAGCUAUCCAAUUGUGAUGGUAACAGAGCUUUGCGUGAAGCAUUCUCGGCAUCAGGUGAACCAUUACCAAGAUUAACUAAGUGGUACUUGAACUUGGGUGAAGGUGCAAGAGAAUUUACAGUUUCUGAAAAUAGAAAGUUGAACUCAAUAAGAGAUGGAUUGCGGGAGGAGUAUAGUGACUAUCUCAUAGAGAAUAAGAUUGAUUUCCUCCUUGGCCCAGCUUACAACAAUGUUGCUCCAAAAGAAGAAGAGGUAUACAAUGAAUCAUACACUUUGAUUUACAACUUAUUAGACUUUCCAAGUUUGGUGUUUCAAACAGGAUUAUUUCAAGACCCCAAGGUUGAUGUGUGGCAGAAGGAGGAUUUGAAUUAUGAAUAUCGAAGUGGUAUGGAGGAAUUAGAGAAUAGGGGUUAUGAUCCAAAUCAAUUUAUUGGAGCACCAAUCGCUUUACAACUAAGCGGAAGAAGGUAUUGUGAUGAAGAGGUGGUUGCUGCAUCAAAAGUAAUAGUAAAUUUUCUUGGAGUGGAUUUGUUAAAGCGUCAAAAGGAUUAA
Lodderomyces orthopsilosis Co 90-125 is the source of this 1746-nucleotide messenger RNA. RefSeq lists its product as uncharacterized. The record is from RefSeq and is a predicted model, not a curated record. The transcript has a single exon. The coding region runs from base 1 to 1746 and encodes 581 amino acids. NCBI's taxonomy places the organism in Eukaryota, Fungi, Ascomycota, Pichiomycetes, Serinales, Debaryomycetaceae.